This is a messenger RNA of Neolamprologus brichardi, 1359 nucleotides long. It is a transcript of the gene atpaf1, whose product is annotated as ATP synthase mitochondrial F1 complex assembly factor 1. Gene Ontology annotation, biological process: mitochondrial proton-transporting ATP synthase complex assembly. The record is from RefSeq and is a predicted model, not a curated record. Gene Ontology annotation, cellular component: mitochondrion. NCBI's taxonomy places the organism in Eukaryota, Metazoa, Chordata, Actinopteri, Cichliformes, Cichlidae.
CGUUCUCUCCGCCGGAGUAUUAUAGAUGUGGGACGGGAACGAUGGAAAGAUGGCGGCCGCAAUGGUGCAAAUGUCAUGUUUGUACCGGGGGAUGUUAGCGGUCAGGGCCACUGGCAUCAGGACGCUGAUCCCCGGGCUGGUCCCGGUCCAGUUCCGAGCCUUCUCGGUGCGGAAGGAGCCCGAGCUAGAGGAGAAUCCGUACUACAGCAAGUACCAGGACAAGAUCCAGAAACUGCGCAGUGCCAAACCGCAGGAGUACAAGACCCGACUGGAGAAAAGGCAUGAAGCCAAGAAGGAAGUGCUGGGACACUCGAAGCAGGCAGAGUUCGUCAGAUUUAUGGAGCAGGAGCUGGAAAAAGGGGACAAGACGGCAGCUGGUGACACAACAUCAGGAGGUUUUACAAAGAAUAAGACUUUGGGCUCCAUCCUCAACUUGGAGAUGAUCAAGGACAAGACAGGCGAGGAGAUUGCAGAGCUUUGGAUGAAGUAUUAUUCUACCAAGGAUACAGUCAGCGCCAUCAUCCCAACACAGAUCUAUGAGAUGAUUUUCAGCAGAUCACAGUCCUGCCCAAUGUUCCUUUACGCUUUGCCUCAGAAAGAGGGUUACGAGUUCUUUGUGGGUCAGUGGUCCCGACACGAGCUCCACUUCACCUCCCUCAUCAACGUCCAGACGCUGGGUGAGAAUGCUCCCAGUCAGCUGAUCCUAUACCACUACCCAGACCUGAAGGAGGAGAAGGGCAUCGUGCUCAUGACAGCAGAGAUGGAUCCCAAGUUCAUAACCGUUCAGCAGGCUCAGUGCUUGGCUAACCAGGUGCAGCUCUUCUACGGCACCCAGAGACGGGAGACUUACCGAUUGGUGGAGAUGUUUAACCAUCACCCUGCAGAAUUCAAGCACAUGUCAGUCAUAGCAGAGCUGGAGCAGAGCGGUUUGGGGCCUGCAAACCCUUCCACGGGUUCCUGAGAUGGACUGAAGUUGCCACCAGACAGCCUGCUGAGGAACUGUUGGUCUCCGUGUACAGUCGCAAAGAUAACCAAGCUUCUUUGCUCAGCACGCUCCAGUGGGAUAUAGCUUCUUCUUGCUCUGUGUGUGCAGUCUCCAGCAGCAGCUGUGAAUUACAGAAAAAAGAACUUAAAGAAGCACAAACAGCUUCUCUCAAUAUUUACUGCACAUCUUGUGUGUUGUCAGUUUGCCUCAAUGGGAAAACAAUGUUGAAGUGAGCACUUCUAUAAUAAAUAGUUCUCACUUUGUCUUGUUCUUCAUAUCAGACUGUGAUGUAAGCAGAAGAACAUUGUCCAUAGGAAUCCAAUUAAGCCCAUAUGAAAUGCAAUAAAUGUAAUAAAUCAUCUUCAAAACUGUAA